This is a messenger RNA of Beta vulgaris subsp. vulgaris (sugar beet), 2418 nucleotides long. RefSeq lists its product as hypothetical. The transcript has 7 exons. The record is from RefSeq and is a predicted model, not a curated record. Gene Ontology annotation, molecular function: UMP kinase activity. Gene Ontology annotation, cellular component: cytoplasm. NCBI's taxonomy places the organism in Eukaryota, Viridiplantae, Streptophyta, Magnoliopsida, Caryophyllales, Amaranthaceae. Bases 340 to 1908 code for a protein of 522 amino acids. Gene Ontology annotation, biological process: UDP biosynthetic process.
CCACAUUUGACAUUCUGCAACAAGUAAGGCAAGAAAUGAACCGCAGCUCUACAACAAUCUCUCUCUUCCACGUAGCAGGUCCCACACUCAACCCACAUACAUCAACCCAUCAUCAUCAUCAUCAUCAUCAUCAUUAUCAUGCCAACUUUAUUUACCAUUACGAUUAAUUUAACGGUGACCGUAACAAGCCGUAACGGUAACACUUCCAUUUCCUCUUCUCAUAAUCUCAUUUAACGCCUCCUUUUAACUCCAACAAACGGUUCUUCCUCUCCCACACUAACGUCGUCACAAACCCCAACCCCACUUUUUUUUCAACUUUUUCUCUCUCCUAGACUUCCAAUGGCUUCUUGCGACGACGACCUCGUAAUUCUCGCCGGCGAAGAUCACCACCACCAUAACCACAACCACCUUCACCACCACCAUUUCACCGCGCACCACCGCUACCUUCACCCUAAAAUUUCCUCAAACGAUGUCGUCAAGGUUUCCUCCACCGGAGAUUCCGAGAACGGCGCCGUUUUCGAGGUCAAUCAUUACGAAUCGUCCGAGUUCGACUCAGUUCCCGAUCCAGAGUCAGAUCCGAAGAAUUCUAGGGUUUGCGUGGAGUUGACGGAGAAGAGGAAGGAGAGAGAGAGAGAAGAGAGCGAUCGUGAUCUGAGCGACGGGAGCUUCAAGAGGACCAAAUCAGUUUCCGGCGGUGGCGGCGUCGGAGGAGGAGGAAUGUCGAUUUCCGGCGGCGGAGAGUAUAGGAAGGAUAGGGAGGAGUGGAGUGAUGCGGCGAUUGAGUGUUUGUUGGAUGCGUAUACGGAUAAGUAUACGCAGUUGAAUCGGGGGAAUUUGAGGGGGAGAGAUUGGGAGGAGGUUGCGGCGGUUGUUAGUGAGAGGUGUGAGAAUCAGAAUAAGAGUGUGGAGCAGUGUAAGAAUAAGGUGGAUAAUUUGAAGAAGAGGUAUAAGUUGGAGAGGCAUAGGAUGAGUGGUGCUGGUGUUUCGGUUAGUCAUUGGCCUUGGUUUAAGAAGAUGGAGGCUAUUGUUGCCAAUUCUUUGCCGGCUAAGUCGGCUUCCGAUGAGGAUAAGAUUGGUUGUUCUGGUGGGAGUAGUGGUAGGCAGCAAAAGAGAUAUUCUGUGGGAACACCUGGCUCGCUGGGUCAGGUCAAUAACAUGAAGUCCAAACCUAUAUCUAACUCAAAAUGGCAGAGGGUUGUGUUUAAGAUCAGUGGUGCUGCUUUAGCUGGCAAUGGUCCUCAUAACAUUGACCCUAAGGUUGUAAUGCUAAUUGCUAGAGAGGUUUCGAUGGCUUACCGCCUUGGAUUACAGGUGGCUAUUGUUAUUGGCGGGCGCAACUUUUUCUGUCCAGAUACAUGGACAACUGCGACUGGUGCUGACAGAUCUACCACACACCAGAUCGGUUUGAUGGCAAGUAUAAUGAACUCGGUGUUGCUCCAGUCAGCCUUAGAGAAAAUGGGUGUUCAGACACGUGUACAAACUGCUUUUGCAUUGCCAGAGGUGGGUGAGCCAUACAAUAGACAAAGGGCAAUUAGACAUUUAGAGAAAGGCAGAGUGGUGAUCUUUGCUGGAGUUGGUGGUGGUUCAGGGAAUCCUCUCUUUUCCACUGAUACAACAGCAGCUCUACGAGCAACUGACCUUAAUGCCCAGGCAGUUCUCAAAGGCACCAAUGUUGAUGCUAUAUAUGACUGUAACUCCAGAAACAAUGGCAUUAUGUUUGAUCACAUUUCUUUUAGAGAGGCUGCUUCCAGAGGUUCCACAUCUAUGGACAUGAUGGCGUUGACAUUCUGUGAAGAGAAUGCUAUUCCAGUUGUGGUUUUCAAUCUUCUUGAACCCGGUAACGUAUCAAGAGCUCUAUGUGGUGAGCAAGUAGGUACAUUAAUCGAUCAGACAGGAAUGAUCAGCUAACAUUUAUAACAUAAUAGGAGUUUUUAUUACCUUUUGUAGCUUCUUCUUGUAAGUAUAUAGAUGGAUAACUAAACCACAAGCCUCUGGUCACUCUCUAUUUAAUGCUGGGGUGAUCUUGGUACUGUACAAUACCGAAGCUGCAGAUGGCUGCUGCAUUUACAGAUGAAGCAAUAUUUUGUUGCUCUGCUUCGUUUAAUUUAUUCGAAAUCCUUGACAAACAACUUUGGAGGUCCGAGCUGUGGGAGGCUGCUGCUGCCUACUGCAAUGCCAUACUAGUGGCAGGCUGAGAAGCUAAAGCCUGGAUGUGUUUACUUACUCCCAUAGAAAAUUUUCCCCUUUCCCCUAAUCCUGUAAAUUUUGGGUGUAUUUGUAUUGGAAGCCUUUGACAGGGUUUCUAUUAUGGGUCAUAUAUGAUGUAUUUAUCAAAUUGUAUACAGAGGAUAGGUAUGUGAGGGACUCCUCUGAAUGUUGUAAUUGCGGUAAUAUAUAUAAGAAAAUAUUUGUAUCUAA